AUGGAUGCUAACUUGACCUUUGAAAGCCUACCGCUUAUCCCUGGUAUUGGUAACGUUUCGGCCUUUCGCAAUGAUACCAACAUUAUGAACAUCGCUGCUGGUUACAACGAAGCGUGGAUCUUCGACUGGAAGAUUAACACGGCUUUCUUAUUUUUGUACGUGGCUCUGAACUUUCCCAUCAUCCUCCUGUUCGUCCUCCAUCCACCCUUUCGUAGUUCUUUCUCAUUCUACGUGACAGUUUUGGCCGUUUGCAACAUCGUUCAGGGCGUGGGCAAUGCGCUGGUCGUCUUGUUAUACGCAAUCGUGAAACCGUUUAAUAUCUAUGUCGAUGCGUUGUCGGUGUACGUUCCGGAAGUUUUGUACAUGCUGCCGAUACAGAUUCACGCCUUGAUUUCCUUCAGUCGUCUGUGGGCGCUGAGCUUUCCGAUACACUACCGGCUUUACCACAAUAUGAAGCUGGCCGGGAUAUUGUGCGGUGCGACAAUAGUAUUCACCCAUUUGUUGACUGCUCCGUACAUUCUUUCCAACACGCUAGGAAUAGCAAUAUACGGAAUAGACGAGAACUACGCUCCAAUGCUGCAGAUUGUGGUGAAGGACACACCGUUGACCUUUCUCGUCCUCAGCUAUCCGAUGGUGCUGGGGCUGUAUUGCAGAAGACACCAAAAGAAAACGGAGCUAACAAAGUUGAAGGAUACACAAAUGCAGAAGCGGCGGCAAACCAGAAAACAGGUAUUACAAUCUACACUGCAGUCGCCUUAA
Molecule: messenger RNA, 759 nt
Organism: Paramacrobiotus metropolitanus
Lineage: Eukaryota; Metazoa; Tardigrada; Eutardigrada; Parachela; Macrobiotidae
Exons: 1
Coding region: 1-759 (252 amino acids)
Cellular component (GO): membrane
Source: RefSeq, a predicted model, not a curated record